Molecule: messenger RNA, 1731 nt
Organism: Oncorhynchus masou masou (cherry salmon)
Lineage: Eukaryota; Metazoa; Chordata; Actinopteri; Salmoniformes; Salmonidae
Product: clathrin light chain A-like
Exons: 6
Coding region: 107-793 (228 amino acids)
Biological process (GO): clathrin-dependent endocytosis; intracellular protein transport
Cellular component (GO): synaptic vesicle membrane; clathrin coat of trans-Golgi network vesicle; plasma membrane
Molecular function (GO): structural molecule activity; clathrin heavy chain binding
Source: RefSeq, a predicted model, not a curated record
UUUUUCGUUCUCUCUUCCCUUAACUCUCGAGUUCAAUCACUGAUCUACUCCCGGUUAGAUACCGUAACGUUAUCGAGAGGUAGCCAACAUCAUCAAAUAGCUAGAUAUGGACGAUUUUGACAUGCUCAGCGCACCACAGGCUGCGGCCGGCAAUGGGACGGACGAAGACCCCGCUGCCGCAUUCUUGGCCCAGCAAGAAAGCGAGAUAGCGGGGAUUGAGAACGACGAAGGAUUCAGCAUCUUGGACAGCGGAGAGGUUCCAACGUCGCUAGACAACAAUCUGACAGGCGACGCAAACGAUGCAGUGGAUGGUGCUGUUAAUGGGGACAUUCAUGAGGAGAGCAACGGCCCGUCUGAUGCAUACUCAGCCAUCUCCAGUGCCGACCGGCUGCAGGCUGAGCCAGAGAGCCUGCGUAAAUGGAGGGAGGAGCAGAGAGAGAGGCUCGAGGUCCUAGACGCUAACUCUCGUAAGCAGGAGUCUGAGUGGAAGGACAAAGCCAAGGUAGAGCUGGAGGAGUGGCACACUAGACAGGACGAGCAGCUGGAGAAGACUAAAGUGAACAACAGGGUGCUGGAUGAGGAUUUCUACAAACAACCCUUCUCUGACCUGAUUGGUUAUGUAGCGGCCGAGGAGGCCAUGCUGUCGGACAUGGACGAGAACAACCCGGGCACCGAGUGGGAGCGCGUGGCGCGCCUCUGCGACUUCAACCCAAAGUCCAGCAAGCAGGCCAAAGACGUGUCCCGCAUGCGCUCUGUCCUCAUCUCCCUCAAGCAGGCCCCUCUGGUCCGCUAACCCCAACCCUCUUCUCUCUCUGUUAGACGUCUCAAUUCAGUCCCUAACCCCUCCCCCUUGGCACUAACCAUUCAGUGUUUGAAUAUGAUGCUCUGAAUACAUACUGUAUAAGCAGUGUGGUGGUGGAGCUUCUACAAUCCACCAUGUUGCUUUCACCUUACAGAUUUGUUAACAUUGAGGGGAAGGGAGUGAAUUGAGACGGCUGUAUCUCUACCCUUUGCUAACCCUCUCUGGACCCAGAUUGCAACCAAACUCUCAUAGGGAAAUGUAUCAUUCCACCUACCUGACCUGGGGUCGUUCCCACCCACCCAACCCGACUACCUGACUUGGGUCAUUUCUCACCUAACUGACCUGGGGUUAAUUUCUCACCUAACUGACCUGGGGUCGUUGUUGUACAUGGAUUGAUGAUAUUCCUCUCUUCCAUCUUCCUUUCCGUCAUCAUUAAAGAACAAAAUAAGUAUACUUAUUUUUUGUUUCUAUUCUUUUAAGGACCAAACUGUUUAAGUGUGUUGUUGGAAACCAUUUUAGAACCAGCUUGUGGCAUUUAUUGUGACCAUUUCAAUCUAUGCAUUUUUUUCCCAUUUGAACCGUGAAUCAAGCACCGGUGAAUACGUGAUCUGUGUGUGUAAGUAUCAAGGUUGGGGCCAAUUCCAUUUGAAAUUCCAGUUAAUGCAGAAAGUACACAAUUCCACAUCAAAUUUUUGAUAGUUGAAGAGAAUUGGAAUUUCAGUGUACUUCCUGACUUGAGUGGAAUUGCCCCCAACCCUGGUAAACAUCAUGUGGUGUAUCAUGUACUCUGUGUACAUAUACAGGCAAUAUACAAAACGUUAAUGUCAUAAACAGAGUAGAAUUGUGGUUUAAAGAUUAACUGUAGCACCAAGUGUUGCUUUUAAUGUUCACUGUCAGUCGAUUUCAAUAUCAGUAAAACAUGAAUUCAA